GAUGGCAUUGGUUUACUUUGCAAUUGGAAUACCCUACAUACACUAUUGGCAACAUGACAAACGUAACGUGAAUAUAGGGUUUGGGAUUCUGUACGGCUUGACCUUCUUUUUUGCCAAUUUUGGACCCAACACAACCACGUUCAUAGUUCCAGCGGAGCUGUUUCCGGCAAGAUUCAGAUCGACGUGUCACGGGAUCUCCGGAGCCAUGGGAAAAGUGGGUGCGAUUAUUGGGACUAUUGGGUUUGCAUGGGCAUCAAAGAACCGUCCGGACUCGCACGACGAUCCCCAUCCUGGUAGGAUGACAUGGGCAUUAGUGUCCUUGGGGGUCAUGUGUCUUUUGGGUGCGGCAGUGACGUAUUUCUUCGGGCGGGAAACCAGAGGUAGAUCCCUAGAGGAUAAUGAGACCGACAAUGAGAUGGACGGUGAGAUGGACGGUGAGAUGGACAAUUAAGAUCAUGGCCAUAUGGAAUUGUGUAUUUGUGUGCCCAAGUACACAAUUCAAUUUCUCCAAACACGUAGUGCACUGGGAGAAAGUACCAAGAAAUUGCAACAAGCAUG
Molecule: messenger RNA, 558 nt
Organism: Rubroshorea leprosula
Lineage: Eukaryota; Viridiplantae; Streptophyta; Magnoliopsida; Malvales; Dipterocarpaceae
Source: the annotation of a GenBank genome assembly